Molecule: messenger RNA, 2598 nt
Organism: Sipha flava (yellow sugarcane aphid)
Lineage: Eukaryota; Metazoa; Arthropoda; Insecta; Hemiptera; Aphididae
Exons: 1
Coding region: 1-2598 (865 amino acids)
Molecular function (GO): nucleic acid binding; zinc ion binding
Source: RefSeq, a predicted model, not a curated record
AUGGUGGAUAUGCGUACAAAUAUAUCAACAAUAGACAAGUUUUACUAUCUAAUCGGUUGUUUGAGAGAAAAUGCAUUAGAUGCUAUAAGUGGUAUCCCUAUAUCUGGCGAUAAUUACGAGUUGGCGUGGUCUACUCUUACGGCACGAUUUGACCGUCCGCGUUUGGUCGCGCACUCAUUGAUAAAUAAAUUGUUGUCGGCUCCCAAGGCGUCCAGCGAAUCGUUGGUUGAGUUAAAUAAUUUUUUAGUAAUGUUUGACGAGGGAGUAUCAGUACUAGAGUCAAUGCGGAUCCCUAAUCUGGGCGAUUUCUUUUUAUUUUCGGUUGCGUCACGAUGUCUACCGGCACAGUCUAUCAAAUUGUUCGAAACACAAUUGGGCGAUGGGUUUCCCACAAUGAGAGAACUUUUAACGUUUAUUAAAUCACGUAUCAACGUUCUUGAAUGCGUUCCGCGCGAUUUGAUUCAAAAGAGCACCAAAGCGGUACCACAAAAAAGAUCACCAUUCGCGUCCGUCGGGUUUAGUAAUUUCAAACAAAAACCACAUUCGUCAUUUGUUACAAAUAUGACCGCCUCUAAACCUACUGAUACGUGUAAAGUUUGUAAGGGAUCGCAUAAUGUGUCCACAUGUCGUAAAUUUGGUACUUGGACGGCGGCAGCCCGUCACAAGUGGGUGAGAGAUAAUAAAUUCUGUUUUCGGUGCUUGCGUGGUGGGCAUUGGGCACCUGAUUGUAAAUCAAUCGUACCGUGUGACAAAUGUACGCGCCGACAUCACCCUCUUUUGCACCCUGAUGAUACGGUGAAUAGUGAUACACGUGACAAUCCGACGGCUCACGGCCAGCAAACGCAAAAUGAUCAUGACCCACAAACCUCGCUUGUAGGUCACGGCGACCAAAAUGCACAUUCGGUCAUAUUGGGCACCGCCCUUGUCCAUAUACGUGAUUGUGGUGGCACUCUACACACAGUACGUGCACUGGUAGAUUCUGCGUCGCAGAUAAGCGCGAUUACCGCGGCCUGUUCUUCACGUCUCGGUUUACCGGUAACCCGCUGGACUGCUCCCGUAUCUGGCUUGUCCGGAACAUCAGUGCAAAAUGUUCAGGGAUUAGUUAAGUGUCACGUACAGCCAAAAUUCGCGGUCGAACCUGUUUUGAAAUUCGACGCAUGGGUAUUUCCAACCAUAACGUCGAAUAUGCCCGGUCAGUUAAUAGCCGAAACUAUCCAGAAAAAGUAUAGUAACCUGGCCCUUGCGGAUCCGUCUUUUACAGUGCCAAACACUGUUGACUUGUUACUUGGGGCGGAUUUGUUUGCGCGCGUAAUGGACGGCAAGCGUAUUUCGGUGGGAGAAUCCUAUCCAGCGGCCUUCGGAUCUGUAUUUGGGUGGAUAAUUAUAGGACCCGUCCCACAUCUAAUCGAUCAAAUUCGCAGUUCUUGUCCUGUUUCCCUCACCACAUCUGUUGAACAGUUGAUCGACAAAUUCUGGCGGGUCGAGGAGCCCGAGGUGGCCCCCGACGAUUUUACAAAUGACGGUCGUUGCGAAUUAAUUUUCCGUGAAAAAUGUACACGUGAUAAAUCCGGUCGUUUUACUGUCCCACUAUUGUUCCGAAAUCCGGUAACCGACGAUAUGUUUUCCGGUUCGCGCGCUGUCGCGUUGAAGCGUUUCGACUCCCUCGAAAAAAGGUUAUCAGCGGAUGACCAGCUCCGGCAGGCAUAUUGUAAAUUCAUGAGUGAAUAUAUAACUCUGGGACAUAUGUCAAUAGCCAAGUCUAGUGGGACAUAUUUUAUCCCACACCACGCGGUAUAUAAGUCGUCCGACGUUAACGCAAAAUUACGCGUAGUUUUCGACGCAUCUGCGCGGACGUUUACGGGGCCAUCUUUAAACCAAUGUUUAUUUUCCGGGCCGAAGUUGCAGAGGGACAUAAUUGACGUGCUUACCUUGUUUCGAUUACCGCGAUAUGCAUUUACCGCUGAUAUUAAUAAAAUGUACCGUCAAAUACGAGUGACCCCCGAACAUCGCCGAUAUCAACAUAUACUGUGGCGUGACUCCCCACAUGUAGAACUUAAAACGUACGAGCUUAACACCGUAACUUACGGGGUAAACUGUGCGCCAUUCUUGGCCAUCAGAGUCCUACAUCACAUAGCCGAACACGAUUGCACUCAUUUUCCAGAUGUCCGUAACGCAUUAUUAUUUAGUACAUAUGUGGAUGACAUUUGCGUGGGGGCAGACACAGUAGAAGCGGCCAUCACCCUACAAUCCAAUUUAAUUUCGGUUCUGGGGCAGGGGGGGAUGCAGCUCAAAAAAUGGGCCAGCAAUACCGAUGCUAUUUUAAGUAAUGUUUCGUCUGAUGACCAAGCUGUAAAAUCAUUAUCGUUUGAUGAUAGCGAAGGGACAGGUAUCAAGGUACUCGGGUUGCAUUGGAACCAUCGCGACGAUGUCUUUCAUUAUGUAGUGCAAGCAGUAUCGUUAGUCACGACGAAGCGUGGCAUGUUGUCACUCAUAGCCCGCAUUUUCGACCCGUUAGGCCUGUUGUCACCGGUAAUUUUUUAUGCCAAGCAUCUUGGCAUUGGCACAUUGGCCGGAGGGUGGUCUUUGUGUGGGGGAUGA